Molecule: messenger RNA, 2795 nt
Organism: Brassica napus (rape)
Lineage: Eukaryota; Viridiplantae; Streptophyta; Magnoliopsida; Brassicales; Brassicaceae
Exons: 1
Coding region: 871-1887 (338 amino acids)
Source: RefSeq, a predicted model, not a curated record
CUUUUACAUACACAUACAUGUGUACCUUGAUGUGAGCAUCUUGUAACUAAGUAUUUACCACAACUGAAGUAUCUAUUUUUUUUUUGGAAGUUGAAAUAUUUUUUUCUUAAUGUUUUUUUCACUACCGACCAAAUUGUAGUGAAAUGAUUUGUCUUAAUAAUUUUCUUUUCUUUUUCUUGAACUAUUUUCCGUUUACAAACUAUGAUAUGAAACCAUUGGUUCGACAUGACGACUAUCUAAAAUUCAUAACAUGAAAAUAAACAAAUAAUAGUAAUUUUUUGGUUUUUACCAAAACAAAAACUAAAAAAUCAAACAUUCUAACCGAAUAAACCAAAAUAAAUAUUAAUUUAAAAUAAUAGUUAUAUUUUAGGAGAUUAAAAACCAAAAGAAUAACUUAAAACCGAACCGCUAUCCAGGUUAAACAGAUUUAAUGUGUUUUUAUUAAAAAUAAUGAAACUAAUAAUCACAUUCCGCGCAAAGCGCAGGUUAUUACUUUAGUUUACUUUCUGUUUAAGAAGUAUGCAAAUAAACUAAAACCCUAACACUGAAAACCUAGGUAAACUUUUUAUUUAUUUCUUACCAAAAACAAAUUUUUGGUUUGUUUGUUUUAACUUCAGUAACGAUAAGAUGAAACUGAUACCAUUUGUCCUCCUAUUUCUUGUAUCAUUCGUUAAAAUUCUUGAAAGGAAAAUAUAACAGAGUUCCAUUAAUCUCUCUGUCGAUUGUUUUUCUCAUUGUAACUAACCAUUUAUUCAUCCUAUAAUUAGUGUAUAAAAAUUCAGAAUGAAAGUAUAUAUAACUCUCCAAGAUCUCAAAUCAAAAACACACUUCUGUCUUUUCUGUCUCUUUUAGCCUUUUAGCAAUACAGCCAUGGCAAGGAUCUCUCUGUUGUUAUCUUUAGCCUUCACUCUCUCCCUUGGAUUAUUGUUCCUUUCCGUUUCCAGUCACACACCUCCGGUACCAUUAUCUCCAAAAAAUGUAUCCGAACUCCAAACGUUACCCUUUGCCAAAAUCACUGAGAUCUUAAACCAUAAAGAAAAGUUUUCCCCAAAAACCGCCAAAAUUAAGGCAAUGUUCACAAUGUGCAAAGGCUAUGUUGAGUACCUUGGGAGCCUCUACAAAUCUGAGAAUCCCAUCGUAGAUGUUUUAGGUAUUGCCAAGACAAAAUAUGCCCUAACAACCAAAGCGAUUCUUGCGGUGCAAGCUAGUAUUAUCGGUAAAGUCGACAAGAAAACUUCCUUGAAGCUAAUGAAAAGCUGUGCUGGUUUUACAAAAGGGCUUCUUCAUGUGCAAAAGGCGAUCCUAAAGAUCUCAGCCAAACAUAAUUACAAGGCUGAUGCUAACAUCAACUUUCGCGAAUCGAAAAAGAUCGGUGAUGCUAUGCUAUAUUUCAGAAAUUCGAUCAAUGAUUUCAUGGAUGUAGUUAACGAUUUUGAGGAGAAGAAGAUGAAGAAAGUUGUUCAACAUGCAAGAGCACUUGAUGGAAGAGCAAUUUAUCACGGAAGAGAAGUAACCGAAGAACAAGCAGAGAACAAAACCACUGAAAAAGUCAACGGUUCGGACCAAAGUAAGUAUGACAAGUAUUCCCAGUUCUUUGGUUCUUUUUUCGAAGGUAAGCAACACGGAAGAGAGUUAACCGAAGCUCAGGCCGAUGGAAAAUUCAACAAUUUGUAUGAGGAGUUUGCUAAAUAUAUGCCUUACCUCGGAGAUAAAGCUCACAAAAGAAAACUACUAGAAGAUCAAGCAGGAGUCAAUGCCGGAGCUCAGGGCAGUGGAGAAUUUAAAGGUUCAUUCGAAUAUUUCUUCAACUUCAUUGGUAGUCAAAAAUUUCAAAGGGAUUCCGCUGGGAAGAUGAAAGUCGCCGGAAAGAUGGAUUCAGGUCACUGAACCGGGCACAUUAUAAACUAUUUGUUUCGAGGAGGCAUAAUAUCAUCACAACAUAUGAAGGAAGCACGGAGUUCAUCUAUAUUUAAUUUUUUGUACUCCUAUAUUAACAACAUGAGAGAAGGAAAGUUGCUGUAAAAUAUUUAUCUAAUAUGAAACUAAAUUAAAUUUGCAUCAAUAUUCUGAAUCAUACUCUUUUAUGAUUAAGUGAAAAUGUUAUGAUUUGGUUGGUUGAAAAAUGUGAAUUGGCAAAGUUGACGUGUACUGAUGAUUUAAAUGUGACGUAAAAGUCUAUUCAGCCUUAAGGACUUGCUUACAUGGCCUUAAUAGUAUGAUUUAGGGAUGGACAAUCGGGCUCCCAAUAGGAUUUUGGUUUAAAUUUAUUCAGGUUUCGGGUUUUUUGGUUUUUGAAUUUCAAUCCCAUUCGGAUAUUGUAAACGUCCGGUCGAAUUCAAUUUGGGUUUAGUCAGAUUCGGUUUAGGUUAGUUACAUGUCCAAAAUCCGGUUGAACCCGAAAUAGUUUUGGUUUCGAAUAUUAAUUAGGUUAUCGGUUCCAAAAAUAUCGAUUUGUACUUUAUUAAACUCUAUAUAUUUUCAGUAUUUUAAAUAAAUUUGUGUGCGUAGUUUACUCAAACCAUAUUGUUAUCCCGAUUUGAAUAUUGUUUAAGGUUUAUUUUAACUGAACUUGUAUGGGAGUUUUGGAGAGUUAUUAAAAUUUCAAACCAUAUUGUUAUCCUUGAAGUAAGAUUUGAAUAUUCUUACUGAUGGAAUAUUGCCUGAGAAAUUUGACAUGAAUUUUUUUUAGGAAUUAGUAGCAAGAGAUGGAAUUAUAUUUGACUUAUUUAAAGUUGGAUAUUUAUCAAACUGAGGACAAACCAGUUAAACUUGUGGUUUUGAUAGCCAAACGAAAC